AAAGGUGGUCCCACAAAAAACACAGUUUUAUGAAGCAAACUACCGAGCACUUCAAUCUGUUGUUUUGCCACCGCCUUUACCCGUGAAAUAAAGCCAUAAACUUGAUUCAAUUUACUCCGAAUGUUAUCAGAGACAGACGAUUGAGCAGUAUGCUAUGUUUAUUAUCAACUGGAUUCAACUUUGAAAAACCCGAAACAAAAAAAUGGAGAGAACAGCUGAGUCCUGUUGUGGAGUUUUGCUGUCGUAUGUAGCUAGCUAGCUAACUUGGAUAUAGCUAAGAAUUUCCACAUUUUCAUCAGUCCACUUCUGUGUGGAGAAGCUAUUUUCUGAGUGGCCUGCCACACUGAUUGCCAUUGAUAAAGUUGGUUCAGUGGGCCACUGCAGAAUUUUGUCAAGAGCAUUGGCUGUCUGCUGUGUCUUGAUGCUCUUCAGUGCCUGGUUGUUACAUGGGUGAUGAGGAUGUCCUGCUGGUCAGGAUUGUGAUGUGAUGGGGUGCAGGACGAGCAAGGUCCUCCCUGAGCCACCUGGAGAUGUCCAGCUAGACUUGGUCAAAAAGGUGGAGCCUCCUAAGACCGACAUCUACAAACAUUUCAUCCGAGACGACAGCAGUGGGAGUAAAAUGGGAGGGGAGAAAACAGGCUCUCUCUCCCCACAGGCCCAGGCAGCUUUCCCAGCUGCCCGGGCACCCCCGGAUACAGGCCAACCAGAGGCCUCAGACCCACGCAGAAACAAGGUAGCCAAGUACAGAGCCAAGUUUGACCCACGGGUCACAGCCAAAUAUGACAUUAAGGCCCUGAUAGGUCGCGGUAGCUUCAGCCGGGUGGUGCGAGUGGAGCACAAGAGCACGCGUCAGCCCUACGCCAUCAAGAUGAUCGAGACGCGCUAUAGAGAGGGACGUGAGGUAUGCGAGUCAGAGCUGUGUGUCCUGCGUCGUGUACGCCACACUAACAUCAUCCAGCUGAUGGAGGUGUUUGAGACAGCUGAGAGAGUGUACAUGGUGAUGGAGCUGGCUACAGGAGGAGAGCUUUUUGACCGUAUCAUCGCCCGUGGCUCUUUCACAGAGCGUGAUGCUACACGUGUCCUACAGAUGGUACUGGACGGGGUCAAGUAUCUACAUACACUUGGCAUCACCCACCGUGACCUCAAGCCUGAGAACCUGCUCUACUAUCACCCUGGGGCGGACUCAAAAAUUAUGAUCACUGACUUUGGGCUGGCCAGCACUCGUAAGAAGGGGGAUGAGUGCUUGAUGAAGACCACUUGUGGGACACCAGAGUACAUUGCCCCAGAGAUCCUGGUACGGAAGCCAUACACUAAUGCUGUAGACAUGUGGGCUCUGGGUGUCAUUUCCUACAUUCUGCUGAGUGGAACCAUGCCCUUUGAGGAUGACAACCGCAUGCGCCUCUACCGCCAGAUCCUCAAAGGGAAGUACAGCUUCUCUGGGGAGCCAUGGCCCAGUGUGUCCAACCUGGCGAAGGACUUCAUUGACCGUGUGCUGACAGUGGACCCCAGCGAGAGGUUGACUGCAGGCCAGGCUCUGAAGCACCCCUGGGUCGUCAGCAUGGCUGCUUCAUCCUCCAUGAAGAACCUGCAGCGCUCUAUCUCCCAGAACCUCCUGAAGAGAGCCUCGUCACGCUGCCACAGCACCAAGUCUGCCCAGUCCACACGCUCCAGCCGCUCCACCAAGUCCAACAAGGCUCGCCGUGCUCGGGAGAAAGAGCUGCGUGAGCUCAACCGCCGCUACCAACAACAAUACAAUGGCUGAGUAAUAGUUACAUGGGCUGAAAUUUUGACAAACUCGUAAUGUUGCGUGUCUCAUUGAGACCAAAAGCAGGGACUUAUCAGCAGCUGGCCCUAGAACAGCACUUCAGCUCAGCAAUAUCAUCCUAGGCCAUUGUGCCACUGAGGCAGUAAACAAAACAUCCUCAGAUUUCACUAUUUUUCCUAGAUUCCUAUUUUCUCAUGUUUCUUUCCUGUCCUUGUGUGUCUCUUCAUAUUUAUUUAUUGUUGUCUUGAUUAUAUUGUUUCCGUAAAAAUGGUCACUUGAAGCUGUCCAUCUAAACGGAUCUGUUGAACAGAAUUCAAGGUAAUGAAGGUUUAGGAAGGGAUGUUAAAAUGCUUUUCCAACACUGAUUCCUGAUUAUUUGCUGUGAAUUUAUUAUGUUACAAGAACAGUGAGUUACUUGCUUUGGUGGAGAUCUAUAUCUGAUUAUAUCUUGAUGUGGACAAAAAAUACAAUGAUACUUUGUGCUAAAACACAAGUAUGUCAAUGAAGGCCAAAAUAAACAUUUAUUUAUUUAAUUUUGGUUUAGAAGUCGUAUAUCCAAUCUUAUUGUAUCCCGACCAGUUGCUUUCAUGGAUUGCAAAUUAAGUCUCUUUCUUGCCAGGAUUCAGUUUUUAUAACCGGCCCAUUCAUGAUUUUUUCCCCCUAUUAAUUCUGGGAUUAUUUUUCAACUGUGAGCUUGAAAGGCUGAGGGAGGUUGACUGGAAACUAAAUAAGGACGUAUGAUCCAGCGCUUUUGCAUCGAUGUCAUCGUCACCUAGUCCUGUCUCUUCACUCUCCUGCUCCCGCUACACUGUCUGAGAUGAACAGCAUUGUUGUAAUGAAGUAUACACGUCAAGUGAUGUUUAAUGUGUAAUUUAACAAACUGAUGGUGAAUGGAUCAAAUAAAUGUCUAACUGAUG
This is a messenger RNA of Salvelinus namaycush (lake trout), 2682 nucleotides long. Its product is annotated as serine/threonine-protein kinase H1 homolog. Bases 488 to 1762 code for a protein of 424 amino acids. Lineage: Eukaryota; Metazoa; Chordata; Actinopteri; Salmoniformes; Salmonidae. The record is from RefSeq and is a predicted model, not a curated record. Gene Ontology annotation, biological process: protein phosphorylation. Gene Ontology annotation, molecular function: protein kinase activity; ATP binding. The transcript is spliced from 3 exons.